AUAAUCUAAAAGUCACUUAUCUUUCUCAUUUUGAGAGAGAGAGAGAGCCGUGGCCUUGUUUGCUUGCUUUUGUUGUUUCCUCCAUAAGCUUGCAGCAAGUAGCCAUGGCGGCUCCUUCUCUUCACUCUUCUAAUCCAACCAUCCAAACGUCAUUUCCAAUUUCCCAUGCAAUGACGAAGAACUUCGUUUCGAUCUUAUGUUUCUUUCUGGUUCUUUAUCCUUCUUUCACCAUGGCUACUUCUGCUAACACAUUCUUUGGUGAAAAUAUAGAAGGCAUGAAGUAUGAUCUGUUUCCUGAAAUCCUCAAGGAGGAAGCUGUUGCAAGACUUAAUGAGCUUGGAAAGGUAAGUGAUGCGAGUGACUACCUUGAAAGGACAUUCCAGAGCCCAGCAUCGAUCAGAGCAGGAAAUCUUCUUUGUGCAUGGAUGGAAGAUGCGGGCUUGAAGACGUGGGUGGACCAAAUGGGCAAUGUCCAUGGUCGGGCUGAAGGGAUUAAUCCAAGUGAAAAAGCUUUGUUAAUUGGCUCUCAUUUGGAUACAGUUAUCGAUGCUGGAUACUUUGAUGGCUCAUUGGGCAUAGUAUGUGCAAUAUCUGCGUUGAAGGCAUUGAAUGCCACUGGGAGGUUGGAUAAACUCAGGCGGCCGGUUGAGGUAAUUGCAUUUAGUGAUGAGGAGGGAGUGAGGUUCCAGUCGACCUUCUUAGGAAGUGCAGCUAUUGCUGGCUUAUUGCCAGUUUCAGCAUUGCAAAUACAUGAUAAGAAUGGUCUGACAGUGCAAGGUGCUCUCAGAGCAAGUUCUAUAGAAACUACAGAAGAAAACCUUUUGCAGCUCAAAUAUGAACCAGAAUCAGUUUGGGGCUAUGUUGAGGUUCACAUUGAACAAGGACCCGUACUGGAGAAUGUUGGUCUCCCUCUUGGUUUAGUAAAAGGCAUUGCAGGGCAGACAAGGUUGAAGGUGACAGUGAGAGGCACACAAGGACAUGCAGGAACAGUGCCUAUGAAUAUGCGACAGGAUCCUAUGGUUGCAGCUGCUGAACUAAUUGUAUUUCUGGAAAGCCUUUGUAAACAACCUGACUAUUAUCUGUCCUAUGAUGGUCAAUGCGCUUCUUCAACAGUGGAAUCUCUUGCAGGAUCUCUGGUCUGUACUGUUGGAGAGAUAUCAAGUUGGCCAAGUGCAAGUAAUGUCAUUCCAGGCCAGGUGACAUUCACUGUAGAUGUACGUGCAAUGGAUGACACGGGACGAGAAGCUAUAAUUUACGAAUUCUCCAAUAAACUUUAUCAUAUGUGUGAUCGACGUUCCGUCUUUUGUAACGUUGAGCGAAAGCAUGAUGCAAAUGCUGUCGUUUGCGAUCCUGGCCUAAGCACAGAGCUGAAAUCUGCAUCUCAUGCUGCUUUGAAGAGAAUUACUGGUGAGGAUCCAGGUGAUGUUCCAGUACUGAUGAGUGGAGCAGGUCAUGAUGCAAUGGCCAUGUCUCAUCUAACCAAGGUGGGAAUGCUAUUUGUGCGUUGUCGUGGAGGCAUCAGCCAUUCUCCUGCGGAGCAUGUAUUAGAUGAUGAUAUUUGGGCAGCUGGAAUGGCAGUACUUACAUUUUUGGAGACCCUCUUGUAAUUACCGGCAUUCUGCAAUGCAAUCUAGUUUUCCAUUCGUAAUCAUAUUAUGUAUAUACAUCGAUUCAAACUUCUGUAGUUGCAAUAAUGAAAAUGUAUAUUUGCAAAUAGCAAUUUCGCCUGUUCAUAGUGAA
Molecule: messenger RNA, 1740 nt
Organism: Nicotiana tabacum (common tobacco)
Lineage: Eukaryota; Viridiplantae; Streptophyta; Magnoliopsida; Solanales; Solanaceae
Product: allantoate deiminase 2
Molecular function (GO): hydrolase activity, acting on carbon-nitrogen (but not peptide) bonds, in linear amidines
Source: RefSeq, a predicted model, not a curated record